Molecule: messenger RNA, 2176 nt
Organism: Pseudomyrmex gracilis
Lineage: Eukaryota; Metazoa; Arthropoda; Insecta; Hymenoptera; Formicidae
Exons: 12
Coding region: 128-1975 (615 amino acids)
Biological process (GO): replication-born double-strand break repair via sister chromatid exchange; synaptonemal complex assembly; mitotic sister chromatid cohesion
Cellular component (GO): synaptonemal complex; cohesin complex
Molecular function (GO): chromatin binding; protein binding
Source: RefSeq, a predicted model, not a curated record
GAUAUCAUAUAAUUUUCAAAUCGAUUGCUGUUAUUCGUUAUUCGAUUAUUAAUUUGUUAUCAACUAUUAUUAGUAAAAAGACAAAACGAUUGCGAUAAGGAAUUGCAUUUGCAUCAACGUGUAGAAGAUGUCUUCGUAUCCCGAUCUACUUUUUCAUCAACCCGAAUUAAUUGUCUGUUGGCACGCUGCGACGUCCAGCGAAAAAGUAUUUAAAAAGCAAUACAACAGUUUUAAAAUAAAGAAGAUGAACGUCCCCAUAAUAUGCGACAAAAUUCUGGAAAUAGUAACGCAGCCACGGAGAAAGAGAACAACGCACAGAUGCAGCUUGUAUUUGUUUUCGCAACUAAUGUGCGGCGUAACAAAACUUCAUAAAUAUCAAAUUGAAUAUUAUCAGAAAGAAGUUUCUGAAUUAGAAGAGAAGAUUCACCCUCCUUUGCGGCCAGAACCAACAAUAAGAGAAGACGAAGAACCACCCGAAAUACAAUUGCCCACGUCUCAAGAUUCCCUUAAUAUUAUCUCGGACUUGCACACCUUUCAGGACGAUGAUCACGAUAACAUGAUACAACGAAUGAUAGAAAUGAAUUUGGCAGCACGGCAGGACUUCGGCGUUCUGACUGAUGAGCAGUUGGUCUAUAUGUUUGAUCAUAUAAAAGACGUAUCCCUGUUAGUUCCUGAACUGUGUCGCUUCCUCGUACCCGAUAGCACAAUGGAGACAGAACAAGUCGCGGAUCUUUUGAAAGAAAAGAACGUCACCGACAUGACGGCUGCUGAUGUGGUAAUUUCAGAAGAGAUUCGUCAAGAGAGGCAACAAUCACAGGAAUUUUGCAGUCCGGAACUUCUGAGUAAAUCAAGGAGAAAAUCCAGAAUCGAGUUGACUCCGCAAAAGCGACUGUCUCAAAUACAAGUGGAAACACCUACAAAGAGAACACGUUUAAUUUUUGACCGCGACGAAACAGCAGCUGGUCCUUCAGAAACAGUUCCAACCGAAUUACCUAUGGAAGUGGAACCACCAUCAGCUCUCAUACUAUCCGAAAAAGAAAUGCAACAGCCAGAUUUAAGUAUGGAAUUGAAACCAUUAGAUACCGUUUUCAUGCAAACUAAAAAAAGUAAGAAAAAGCAAAAAGUUUUCGAUAAAACAAACAGUUUAAAGGAUGAAAAAUGGCUAUAUACGCAAUGGCGUGAAAAUCCAAAUAUUCAUUGCGAGGAUUUAAAAAUACCUUCGUCACGUCACCUGACGUCGCCGAUAAAAUUGUUGAGACAACCGGCAACAGAGUUGUUCACGCGAUGGGGACGCGAUUUGCAACAGCUCUUCAGUAAACGCGCCAAACCGUGUGCGUUCCCGAGCAAAGACAGGGAGGACAUCGUAUCACUUCAACAAGUAAUACGUGCGGAAGAGACGACAAGCAUUCUUGCCACGGAAGAAUUAAGUGCUUUAGGAAAAACACAAACUGCAAUUAUUGCCGACAGUUCGAGCAGAUUAUACAACGUAUCGAACGUUCCUUCAAUUAAUAUAAAUCUGACAGAUCUGAAUAUAAUUCCCGAAACUCGAGAGACAAUAGCACCAACACCAGAAAUACCACUAGAUAUGAUCAAUUUGGUAGAAAACAUUAACAUUACCGAAGACGAACAAAAUCAGCAGAUAAUUAACGCAAAUAUUAUUGAAACCGAAACCAGUCUAGAAGAUAUAGACAUGUUGUUGAAGAAGCAGUCUCCUUUGAAGAUGACCACUUCACUUUCGUCAUCUCCAAAUUCGCAACCAUCUUUAACGAUUCACGACAUUUUAGCAAUGUUGCAAGUUUUGUGGCAGGAACGACCAUACGUCACACUUAACGAUCUCAUUUCGAGAGAUACAUAUUCAACGGAGGAUGUUGCUACAGCCUUUGAAAUACUUCUUGAGCUUCAUAAGCAAAAGAAAGCCGUUCUGUUGCAGAGAUGCUGCUAUGACACUCUAUAUAUUAAGGAUCCACAAGCUUAAUUAUUAAAAGUAAUACAUCUACUGAUAUACUAUUUUAUUUUUAAAGUUAAUCUACUGAUGUACUAUUUAUAAUUACUAUAUUGUUUUACGAUGCUAUUUCUUACUAUUACUUAGCAAUGUUUUAUGAGAAAACUUAUUGUUCCAUUUGCGUCUCUCUUUCAUGUUUGUUCUAAUAUUAUUAUUUAUUUGUUUCUAUAAUAU